GCAAAUCCGACAUGUUUAUUUUUAAAAAACAAAAAGCACACUUUAUAUCUUUCUUUCUUCUUCUUUCUUUGUUUAAUAAAAAUACAAAAAUAAAAUGGCCAAGAAAAUAUUAGGAAAGAAAGGUGCUGGAGAGAAAAUUAAAGCCAACCGUCCUAUCAGGGCUGAUUGGAAAGAAGGCGUGAAAAAGAAACAAGUGGGUGUUUCUGACAUGACCAUGUUGACAAAGAUUACAAACGAAGCCAUUAACGAGAACUUACAAAAAAGAUGGCAAAAUGCCGAGAUUUACACUUACAUUGGUCAUGUCCUCAUUAGUGUCAAUCCCUUUCGGGACUUGGGAAUCUAUACAGAUACUGUAUUACACAGUUACAAAGGAAAGAACCUGUUGGAGAUGCCUCCUCAUGUCUAUGCUAUCGCAGAAUCAUCCUAUCAUCAUAUGAAAAGUUAUAAGGAAAAUCAGUGUAUCAUUAUUAGUGGUGAAUCCGGUGCUGGUAAAACAGAGGCUGCAAAGAGAAUCAUGCAAUAUGUCGCUGCUGUUUCUGGAGACGGUCAAAACUCUUCAAUUAAAGAAAUCACCGAAAUGGUCUUGGCAACAAAUCCUUUGCUCGAAAGUUUUGGUUGUGCCAAAACACUUCGAAAUGAUAACUCCAGUCGUCAUGGUAAAUAUUUAGAAAUUCAAUUUAACUCUCAAGGUGAGCCUGUGGGUGCCGUCAUUACCAAUUAUCUGUUGGAAAAGAAUCGUGUGGUUGGUCAAAUCGAAAAUGAAAGAAACUUUCACAUCUUUUAUCAACUUACAAAAGCUGCACCUCCUGAAUACAGAGAAUCAUAUGGUCUCCAGGGUCCCGAAAGUUUCUUGUAUACCAGCAAAAGUAACUGUUUAGAUGUACCUGGUAUUAAUGAUGUUCAAGAUUUCCAAGAAACUUUGAAUGCAAUGGGUAUUAUUGGCUUGCAAAAACACGAACAAGACGAAAUCUUUAAAACAUUAUCAAUUAUUCUUUGGUUGGGUAAUAUUGUUUUUGUGGAGGAUGAUAGUGGAAAUGCCGUUAUUUCUGACGCGGAUGUUGCCAACUUCAUUGCUUAUUUGAUGGAAGUCGAUGGAGAACUUCUUUCAAAAUCAUUGACCAGCCGUGUCAUGGAAACUCAAAGAGGUGGCAGAAGAGGUAGUGUAUAUGAAGUACCCUUAAACGUCAAUCAAGCCAAUUCCGUACGUGAUGCACUUUCCAAAGCCAUGUACGAGCGAUUAUUCGAAUGGAUUGUCACCCGAGUCAAUGUCUCUCUUCAAGCACGUAGUGCACAUCAAUACACCAUGGGUGUGUUGGAUAUUUACGGUUUUGAGAUCUUUGAAGAGAACAGUUUCGAGCAGAUGUGUAUCAAUUACGUAAACGAGAAAUUACAACAAAUCUUUAUCGAGUUGACAUUAAAGGCAGAGCAAGAAGAAUACGUACGAGAACAGAUUGAAUGGACACCCAUCAAAUUUUUUAACAACAAGGUUGUAUGUGAUUUAAUUGAAGAAAAGAGACCUCCUGGAUUAUUUGCUGCUCUCAAUGACGCCUGUGCCACUGCACAUGCUGAUUCUGGCGCUGCAGAUAACUCAUUUGUUCAACGUUUGGGAUUUUUGUCCUCCAAUCCUCAUUUUGAAUCCAGAGGCUCUAAAUUUUUGAUUCGUCAUUACGCUGGUGAUGUGCUCUACAAUGUGGAAGGUAUGACGGAUAAAAACAAGGAUUCGCUUUUAAAGGAUUUAUUGAAUUUGGCUUCGGGAUCUCAAAAUCAAUUUAUCUCAUCCACCUUGUUCCCCGAACGUAUCGAUCCUAAUUCUAAGAAGAGACCUCCUACUGCUGGUGAUAAAAUCAAGUUAUCAUGUAAUACAUUGGUCACCAAAUUAAUGCAAUGUCACCCAAGUUAUGUUCGUACCAUCAAAUCCAAUGAUAACCGUAGUCCAUCUGAAUUCGACGAAAAGCGUGUACUUCAUCAAGUGCAGUACCUUGGUUUAUGUGAAAAUAUUCGUGUUCGAAGAGCCGGUUUUGCCUACAGAACUACAUUUGAUAAAUUUGUAGAGAGAUUCUAUUUAUUAUGUCCCGAUACUGGAUAUGCCGGUGAAUAUAUUUGGAAUGGAGAUGCCACCAGUGGUGCCUUAAAAAUUUUGACGCACAAUAAUAUUCCACGCGAGGAAUGGCAAAUGGGUACCAGCAAAGUAUUUAUUCGACAUCCCGAAACCAUCUUUGCGCUUGAGACAUUGCGUGAUAAGUACUGGCAUAAUAUGGCAACGCGUAUUCAAAGAGCAUGGCGGGCCCAUGUGCGAUACAAGAUUGAAUGUGCUAAAAAGAUUCAGCGUUUCUGGAGACAAAACAAGUAUAAUAUCGGAUAUCUUCAAAUGCGUGAUUAUGGUACUCAAAUGCUGGGUGGUCAAAAGGAAAGACGUAGAUAUUCCUUGGUGAGUAUGAGACGAUUCACAGGUGAUUAUUUGGAUAUCAAAUCCGGAUCAGGAUUAUCUACCAUGAUCAGAAACGCGAUUUCUAUUAAAGGAAAUGAAGAGGUUGUCUUCAGUAUGCGUGGUAAUACGCUCAUUCCAAGAGCAAUGCGAUCCAGUGUACCCAGUCCUAGAACUUUUGUCCUGACAAACCAAAACUUGCAUAUUGUCAUGGCUACAAAGCAAGGCAAGGUUUUAUCCAUGGUAGAUGAAAAGGUUAUUUCUUUAAACGUCAUCAACAGUAUAAGUGUAUCUACUCUUCAGGAUGAUUGGGUCAUUUUACACGUUGAUAAUUCACCUGACGGAGACACCAUUCUUUCUUGUACUUUCAAGACCGAAAUGCUCACACACAUGUUGCAACAAACAGGAGGUCGUAUCAAGGUCUCUGUUGCUCCUCAAAUUCAAUACAAGAAAAAGGGCGGAAAAUCAGUUACCAUGAAAUUCGUGAAGGAUGAAGCCGCAAUUCAUGAUGGUAUCUAUAAGAGUCACGUUGUCAAGAUUUGUUCUGGUGCUCCCGCUGGAAGUCAAUCCAAUCCUCCUUGUGCUGUCAAACCAAGACCCACUAAAAAUACAACGAGAAGAGCACCUGCAGCUAAAAAGACCAACAUUGUUCGUAGCGCACCUCGUCCAGCCGCAAACGCACGUCCUGCUCCUGCUGCCACGAACAACACUAUUCCCGCAUCCAACAUACGUCCUGUAUCCAACAAUAUGGGCAGAUCUGUUCCUCCUCCUCCUCCCCCACCCGCUCCUGUGGUUGCACCUCCACCUCCUGCCACACCCACUUUACCCCAAUACAAGGCCAUUUACCCCUUCCAAUCACAAGAAGCGGGAGAAAUUCAAUUUGAAAAGGGUGAUUUAUUAGAAAUCGAGCAAAAGGAUGAAAAUGGAUGGUGGUUAGCACGUAAAGAUGGUAUUGAAGGCUGGGUACCUAGUAAUUAUUUGGAAGAAUAUAUCCCACCUGUUGUAGUAUCUACACCUCCUCCUCCCCCUCCUCCUGCAAGAAGAGCUCCUCCUUCUGUACCUGUGCCAUCCAAAGCCGCUUCUUUUAGUCAGGCAAGUCCUGUCAGUAAUAGCAGUGUUCCUGCUUGGAAAGCAGAAUUAGAAGCACGUAAAGCGGGUGUCAUUCCUAAUAGUGGUGCAGUAUCGUCAUCAUCACCUGUUCCUGCUGCUAGAAGAGGCCCACCAGCUCCUGGACAAAAGCCUUUGAUUCCUUCUAACAAACCUGUAGUUCCUGCAAAACCCAUGGUUCCCUCUAGACCAGGUGUCGGUGCACCCAAACCUGCUCCUCGUGCUCCUCCUCGUGUUGGAGGUGGUGCCGACCCAUCAAACGCUGCUGCCUCUUUAGCGGAUGCUCUCAGGGCACGUAGAAAUCAAGCACCUUCACAUCAUGACGAUGAUGAUGAUGAAUGGUAAAAAUUUAUAGAGCAUAUUGUCAUUGCCAUUUUUAUAGGCAAUCUUUGUUUAAAAAUAAAACGAGUUUGUUGUAUGAUGAUGAUAGCG
Messenger RNA from Mucor mucedo, 3964 nucleotides. Its product is annotated as P-loop containing nucleoside triphosphate hydrolase protein. The transcript has 12 exons. Lineage: Eukaryota; Fungi; Mucoromycota; Mucoromycetes; Mucorales; Mucoraceae. The record is from RefSeq and is a predicted model, not a curated record. Gene Ontology annotation, biological process: endocytosis; vesicle transport along actin filament; actin filament organization. The coding region runs from base 95 to 3877 and encodes 1260 amino acids. Gene Ontology annotation, molecular function: actin filament binding; microfilament motor activity; ATP binding. Gene Ontology annotation, cellular component: plasma membrane; myosin complex; actin cytoskeleton.